ACUAUCGACGUAAUAGGUAACCUGUCCUACACGAAGAACUCAAGAAGUCGGCUGGCUGGGGUAGCUUAUUAACUCUAAAAGGUUAUUAAGAAAAUAAGAAUAAUGGCCUCAGACACGGGUGGUGUAAAGCCAAUGCCCAUUGCGGGCCGUAUGGUCCGCGAAAGAGAGAGACUAGUGGGUAUGACAAAUGAGGAAAGAGCAUGGAGAAAACAAUGGUUGCAAGAUCAAAUACUGUCUCCUAACGAACCCAGGCGUGUACCCGAAUUGGAACGAGAGUUAAUGAAUCCUAUUCGAAGGGCGUACAGAAAGCCAUUGGACGUUAUAUUUAAUGCUCUUAAGCCUACUAUUGGAGAGCGCCGAGCGCAGAUUGCACGGUACGUCACCGGAAAAGUCUUUAUAUCGUUGUUCGCCAUAUAUGCAACGACGUACUACUUCAAAUACAAUGCAAACGAUUGGACAAGGAAAGGAGGCUGGAGAGUACUUGUCAGCCGCAAGCGCGUCGUUCCCGGAGACCCAGAAUAUCCUAAGUUGUCCGAUAGACAAGUGCCUGCAGACUACGCCUCCAGGGGCUUCAAAAACUCACCUAUAUAAUCAGUAUCUUCAAUGUAGAAAACUUCACUGUACAGUAAUAUUAUGCUAUUGUAAAAUAAAAUGGAGUUUGUUAGUUUUGA
Messenger RNA from Schistocerca serialis cubense, 671 nucleotides. RefSeq lists its product as uncharacterized. Gene Ontology annotation, biological process: mitochondrial electron transport, NADH to ubiquinone. The transcript is spliced from 3 exons. Bases 103 to 591 code for a protein of 162 amino acids. The record is from RefSeq and is a predicted model, not a curated record. NCBI's taxonomy places the organism in Eukaryota, Metazoa, Arthropoda, Insecta, Orthoptera, Acrididae.